AUGGCGGCCCCCUUCCGUAUCUCGUCUCUGCUCUCCCGUCCUUCUUCCUUCGCAAGGACUUCACGCCAGUUACAAACUACUUCAAUCAAGAGAUGGGCCGUAUCGAGCAGCAGACCGAUCGCUCAAAGUCUUGCCAACACUGAAACGACAUCAUCGACCGCACACGAAGCUCUUCCGCCGCAAGCCUACAAACCUCCAACCGCUGGCCUUCUCUCCCAUCUCCCGCGCUCAUGGGUGCCGUACGCAGAGCUCAUACGCCUACAGAGCCCAGCCGGAACAUACUACCUCUUCCUACCAUGCUUGUUCAGCACCCUCCUCGCCGCUCCUCUCACCAAUCCCAUCGUCCCGCCUUCGACCGUCCUCUACACCUCAGGCCUCUUCUUUACAGGUGCUCUGAUCAUGCGUGGGGCAGGCUGUACUGUGAACGAUCUUUGGGAUCGAAACUUGGAUCCACAUGUUGCGCGAACUCGACUUCGGCCGAUUGCAAGAGGAGCCAUAUCAGUCAACCAAGCCAUCCCAUACUUAGGAGUCCAAUUGUUUGCGGGAUUGGCAUUACUGCUCCAGUUCCCCUUUGCGUGCUUCUACUAUGCCACACCGAGUCUGCUCUUCGUCGCCUCGUAUCCGCUUGCGAAACGCGUGACCAACUAUCCUCAAGCCGUUCUCGGUCUCACCUUCUCCUGGGGCGCGAUGCUGGGACCUCCAGCUCUUGGGAUCGAUUUGCUAUCGCACACUCCAGCCUUGGUCUCGGCAGCUUGUCUCUAUGGCAGCUGUGUAGCAUGGACAGUGGUGUAUGACAUGAUCUACGCCUACCAGGACAUUAAAGACGACGCGAAGGCUGGGAUCAAGAGCAUUGCAUUGGCGCAGGAGAAGAAUGCGAAAGCGUUCUUGAGUGCCGUGAGUGCGCUGCAGGUUGGAUUACUGGCUGGAGCAGGGAUAGCUGUAGGAGCAGGACCACUGUACUUCGUGGGAGUCUGUGGAGGUGCUACAGCUACACUCGGGUACAUGAUCAGAAAGGUCAACUUGAAGAGCGUGGAAGACUGUGCUGGGUGGUUCAGACGAGGUGCUUGGUUCACUGGGGGCGCAAUUUCGCUGGGGCUGUUCGGGGAGUAUCUGGCCCAGUAUCUGGGGUUGUGCGAGGAGGAUAAAGAGCAGGGGGCUAAGAGGACAUGA
Molecule: messenger RNA, 1170 nt
Organism: Zasmidium cellare ATCC 36951
Lineage: Eukaryota; Fungi; Ascomycota; Dothideomycetes; Mycosphaerellales; Mycosphaerellaceae
Exons: 1
Coding region: 1-1170 (389 amino acids)
Biological process (GO): ubiquinone biosynthetic process
Cellular component (GO): mitochondrial inner membrane
Molecular function (GO): 4-hydroxybenzoate polyprenyltransferase activity
Source: RefSeq, a predicted model, not a curated record